This is a messenger RNA of Patella vulgata (common limpet), 1751 nucleotides long. RefSeq lists its product as uncharacterized. The transcript is spliced from 5 exons. Bases 52 to 1155 code for a protein of 367 amino acids. Lineage: Eukaryota; Metazoa; Mollusca; Gastropoda; Patellidae. The record is from RefSeq and is a predicted model, not a curated record.
AAUUUUUAUUUUAAAUUUCAGAUAACGUAAGAGUUAAAAAAAAACAAAACAAUGACUAAAAGAAUAGCAUAUAAAUGGAGGAUUAUGUUCUACAUGUCCAUCGUAUAUGUAUCUAUAAAUAGUUUUUUGUUUUUACAAUACUCGAUUCACCAUAUUAGGUCCGAAUAUCUACAACAAUCCGAUAAAUAUGACGCCUACAAGCUGAAUCAUGUUCUCAGCCAAGACAGUAAUUGUUUUUCGCACUAUGGUAAAAAUGCAGAAGAAGAUAUACAGCGAGUUCUUAAGAUCAAAAUAUCUAACGAGACGGAACUAAUUCUCCAAAAUCUCGGUUAUCCACCAACGAAAAUUGUGAACCGAAAAUAUGAACUGCCCAUUUUAAAAGAUAAUGGUGAAACACCUGAAAUCCCCGUGUUUGUGACGGCAGUAUCAUCUAACCACUAUAGAGAACUACAGGCAUUGAUUUAUAAUAUAGACCGCGUACCACGUCAACAUUAUCCUCAUCUCAAGUUGAUUGUCUAUAAUAUUGGUUUAGAACCAGAAGAACUUGUAAUGACUAAGAUAAGGUGUAACUGUGAAGUAAGAAAAUUUAACUUUAAGAAGUAUCCACGCCAUGUUAGAAUUAUGGCAACUCGUGCAUGGAAACCUAUCAUCAUUCAGGAAAUAUUGAAUGAAUUUGGAUUUGCAAUGUAUAUGGAUGCCUCGAUUAGAUUUAGAAGACCCAACCUUGAUGACGUUUUCAUGCUUACAAGAGAAAUUGGUCACAUGUUUCUAGAAUCGGUACCUCUUCGAAAAAAUCUUCUUCCAAAUCAUACACAUGCCAAAACUUUUGAAUACUUUGACGUAAAUCCUUGUCUUUUCCACGAGAGACAUGAAAUCCAGUCAGGAUUUGUUCUAAUGACGCGAAACAAUGUUUAUUCUAAUGUUAUAAUGAAGGCUUGGUUGUCAUGCUGUCUCCAAGAACAAUGUGUACUUCCGACGGGGGCUAACUGGGGAGUUUGCAAUCGAAGUUCACUUGUUUAUCACAAGUGUCAUAGACCUGAUCAGUCGCCACUUGGUAUCACCGUACAUUUACUAUAUCAUCCCCCAGACACAAUCCCUUAUAUACCUCCGGAUGUGUACGUCAUCAGACGCGAUGAGGUGUUUAACUAUUUUUAGAACUAAAAUAAACUUUUGAUCCAUAUAUCCACACACGAUUUAUCUAGCAUUUUUGACUGAAGUAAAAAAGGGCGUGAUUAGUGAUGAUCGAAGCAUGUUGAUGUUCAAUAAAUUUUAACGUAGCGGUUGGAGUCUAAAAGUUUAUGUGAUGAUAAAAUACUUUAAAUAUUUUUUUUCAAUAAACAAAAGGACAUAGAUAAUAUUUCUUUUAUAUGAUGUUUAUAUACGUCGAUAAACCUUUUGAUGGGUGAGAAGCUAGUGUAGAACUGAUGAGACAUCUUGAGAUCAAUCUGAUUAAAAUACAGAUUUAUAUUUCGUUUCGUUUUUUUUAUACUUUCGAUGGCCUACACUACAUGAAGAUCUGACCGGUUGUAGUAAAAGGUCGCGUCAGAGGUCGUACGAACGGCUUUUGACCUAUGACGUCAGACAUUGAUUAAUCAAUCAGCGUUGACGUUUGUAGUGGUUUAGCAACAGUUCCGUGCUUCGCACGCCAAGAAGUCGCCAUAACAGAUGGUUCCAUUGGCUAAUCCCUCACGCCAUCCAGAAAACAGGUUAUAUAACAUUUCUUCCAGAUCCCAGUGAAGUACAGACAAAUA